UUUUGGCUGGCUCAAAAGUGACUGGCACGCCAUUCUAAUGUUCACAAUGACUUUGCCUUUUCUCUUUCUCUUUUCGUGCGUUUCUAUAGUUUUUUAUUGCAUUUUACAUACUGCUCUUUUUUUAUUACUACCACUGGAGAUACUUUUUAUUUUUCAUUUGUUCAAUAAUGAAGUUAGUCCCAGCAUCAACAAUCAUAUUUGCUGCAGCUCUGGCCGCUUCAACUGCUGCCGCGGCUGCCACAAUGCCCAUCAGCGGCUCCAACGGCUCUGGAUCCGGUAUCCAGAAACGCCAGCAGAGUCCUAUUGAUGGCGCUAAUGAAAUCACACAUAUUGGUCAUGCAGAUGAUUCCACGAGUGCAACCAACAAUGCGGAUGACAGUACUGAUGAUAAUUCCGAAGACAAAGGACCUGUAUCUGAAACGUCCAAUUCUCCGACCGCAUCAGCAUCCGAGCCAACUACAGAAUCUACUUCGAGCACCUCCAGUCGCACCAGCACUUCCACCACCAGCACCGAGACUCACAUAUCGUCCAGCACCAAGGAGACUGAAAAUACAAAGAAAAGCACAAACAGCGACUCCCUCUCAACUGAAAAUAGCGGCGACGACAAUAACAAUGACGAUGAAUCCACAGAAAUGACCGAAGAGGAUACCACGACCAAGCCGCCGAGCGAGUCAUGCGACAAUAACGGCGAAAAGCGCUGCGUGGGAUCCGGAUCCAAUGCAUUCCAGUCGUGCGAGAAGAACAUCUGGGUUAACCAGACCUGCGGCGGGUCAGAUAUUUGCGGCAACAACAACAAGGGAGAAAUUGCGUGCAUCGAUAAGAACCAGGUCAUUGUGGCGCUCGAGCCCUGUUCAAAGAAGAACGAGCAGCGCUGCGAUGCCUCUGACUCGAGCAAGUACCAGACAUGCGAUGGCACUUACUGGCGCACAUACGGGUGCAGCGAUAAUAACCUGUGCUCUUUAGUUAAUGACAAGGCUGUUUGCGCGUCGGCCGAUGCUCCGGUCGUUGGCGGCGACGGCGAAUAUACUGUGGAGUCCUACACGCUGUUUGAGCCGAAGCCAUUUGUGCCGCUGAGCGCCGCUACGGUAAAGAGCGGAAUGGGCAUUGCUGCUGCUAUUUUUGUCAUUGUUGCGCUGGUUUAGCCAGUGAGCUUGGAGUAUAGUAAAAGAAUUUGAAAUUUUGUUUUUAUCCAUAACCAAAUAAAAUUUGACAUUUAGUUGUUUCA
Kickxella alabastrina is the source of this 1225-nucleotide messenger RNA. RefSeq lists its product as uncharacterized. The record is from RefSeq and is a predicted model, not a curated record. Lineage: Eukaryota; Fungi; Kickxellomycota; Kickxellomycetes; Kickxellales; Kickxellaceae. The transcript has a single exon. Bases 168 to 1142 code for a protein of 324 amino acids.